GSGGGGGGGUUGGUACCCAAAACCCUACUACUACCCUGAAGUGUAAUUUCAGGGAUUAAAAAAAAAAAAAAAAAGAUAAUCGGGACACGUCAUCCAUCCAGUCGUUCGCCCACCAGGGGGGGAUAUAUACGACGGGGCUCCAUCUGCUCUUCUGCGCCAUUAAUAUCGAGAUUGCCGAAGUGUCUUCGGAGUAUCAAGCUCGACAGCUGAGAGAGGGACUUGCAGUCUUGCGCCCUCGUAUACCUAUGGUGUAGCUUCCCCAAGAGUGGGGAUGGCACUGCUGCUGCGCUUACGGUCCUCGUAGAGAGACAGAGACAGAGGGAGACACAGACACAGAGAGAGAGAGAGAGAGAGAGAGAGAGAGAGAGAGAGAGAGAGAGAGAGAGAGAGAGAGAGAGAGAGAGAGAGAGGAGGGGAACGUGAAGAGGAAAGCAGCAUUUGCAUCUCAGUCAUUGGAUAUCGGUUUGUGCAUCCAAUGGCGAUGACUUCAAGGCUGGUGCUUUCUUCCUCUGCUGCUUCAGCUUUGGGGCUGGCAGCGGCCGUCCCGGUGUUGCACAGAGCACGCUCGUCGUCAGUUGCUGCAGCAUUCAGGAUUUGCCGACCGUGUGCACUUACGCUUCACUCUCGUCGAUCUGCCCAGCUCUGCGUAGUCAAGACCACCCCAUGGAAUGCAGAUGAACACAGACAUGGACAUCGCAUCUGCUGCUCACCCCUGAACCCAUCUUGUGGGUGGGUUACACGUUCACGUUCUUGUGAGGGCCAACUCCACCCACACACCAGCAAGCAUUGUCGUCGGUACACCGACACCUUGCGGCGGGCAUCUCGACACCUUGUGGCAAGAUCGAGAGCAACGGAAGUCGAGCGAGCAGAGCAGGAGGAGCAACAGCAAAAAGAGGAGGAGGAGGAGGAGGAGGAGGAGGAGGAGAAGGAGAAGGAGGAGGACACUCGUGUCCCUGUCACGGUGAUUACUGGGUACCUAGGCUCGGGGAAGACGACGCUGUUGAAUUACAUAUUGACAGCCGAUCACGGGAAGAAAAUUGCGGUCAUCGAGAACGAGUAUGGUGAAGUUGAUAUCGAUGGUGACCUGGUCGCGACGAAGCGCAUGGGAGCAGAGGACAUAGUCAUGCUCAAUAAUGGCUGCUUGUGCUGUACGGUGCGAGGGGACCUCGUACGAAUGAUUUUGGAGCUUGUACGGACCAAAAGAGACCGUUUUGAUCACAUUGUCAUCGAAACGACGGGGUUAGCGAACCCGUCGCCAGUGAUUCAGACGUUCUUCAUCGAAGACGAGAUCGCGAUGAAUGCGAAGCUCGACGGCGUUGUCACCGUCGUGGAUGCAAAGCACGCAGCGCAACACAUCGACGAAGUCAAACCGGACGGAGUCGUGAACGAAGCGGUGGAACAGAUUGCAUUUGCAGAUCGGAUCGUGCUGAACAAGGUGGAUUUGGUCAAUGAGAAGGAGAUGGAAGUCUUGAGGAGACGGAUUCGACGCAUAAAUGGCAUGGCAAGGGUGGUACCAACUAAUUAUGGUGUUGUGGAAAUCGAUUAUGUGCUAGGAGUGGGAGGGUUCGAUCUUGAAAGAGUAGAAAAGGAGGUGCAACCUGAAUUGCUAGAGGAGAAGAAGAAAAAGAAGAAGGAAGAGGAGGAGGGGGGUAGUGUAGGGAAGAAGAAAGCUGAAGACGGAGGAAACGGAGAUUUGCCGCAUAGCCACCACGAAGGAGGAGACGCUGAAGCCCACGAUCACCAUAGCCACCACCAUAGCCAUGAGGAGCACGAGGACACCCAUGGCCAUGACCACGAUCACCACCAUGACCACGAUCACGACCACGUUCAUGAUCCUGGAGUGACAUCGGUUAGUAUAGUUUGCGAUGGGGAGCUCGACUUAGAGAAGAUUAAUGACUGGUUGGGAGACUUGCUCCAGGAGAGGAGCGAGGACCUGUACCGGAUGAAGGGUGUGCUGGCAAUCAAAGGAGCCGAUGAGCGAUUCGUAUUUCAAGGCGUGCAUGCGCUUUUCGAAGGGUCGCCGGACCGACCUUGGGGAAAGGACGAGAAGCGGACCAACCGAAUUGUCUUUAUUGGGAAAGAUUUGAACAACGAGGAACUGACACGUGGAUUCAGGUCGUGCCUGGUGGCAGGAGGCAAGUAAGUCUGGAGCGUCAGGAUGCAUAUGGCCGUAAUUACGUCCAGACGUCACUCCGGGCUGAAAGGACGAGAGAAGCGGAUGAACAGAGUUCUCCUUAUUGGGAAGGAUCUGAAAAACGUUUUUUUUUUUCCCCCUCCCCCUUCCCCUCCCCCCCACCCCCGCCCCUCCUCCACCCCCAAGGGCGAUGGAUGGCCUUAGGGUAUUAUCGUCGAACUAACCAGCCCAGGUACAUUGAAUUUUGUGUCGAAUCUGACACCGGGUGGCCUUUUCAGCCCAGGGUGGCCUUUAUUUCUUGCCUGCAGGGACCCCAAUGGGGGGGGGACACCGGCCAGGGGACAUCCGGUAGCAGAGGGACCGAGGGACCAAGCAUCAUCUGAGGGGCCAGCCGAUGAGGGACCUCCCUGAUUACCCCUACCCCUACCCCUACCCCUACUAACAUUAGCAGAGACUGCUUUUUUAUGCCAAUUGGGGAGAGACCAAUGGGCUACCUCGAGGUGGCGGGCGCCAAGCAUGUCCAGGAAGGUACAUGAGGCCAAUGGGGAUUGAACCCAUGACCUCCUGAAUGCCACUUGCGUGCCUUACCAACUGAGCGAGGCCGCUGGUUCUGGUUGUGCUGUGUGGCAGGAAGCGAGUCAGUGAGGAGCAUCAGGGAGAGUGAGGGGGGCAUAUACUCACACCGGGACUUUUCUGCAUCUAUCGGACCGGAAUUACAGCCUGACCUGGAUGCAUCUGGCUGUAAUUACGUCCAGAGCUCACUCCGUCGUGGGGAAAAGGACAAGAAACGGACGAACGGAAUCGUGUUUGUCGGGAAGGAUGUGGUCGGCGAGGAACUGACACGCGGAUUUGAAUCGUGCCUGGUGGCAGGAAGUGAGUGAGGAGCAUCGGGGAGAGUGAGCAGGGGGGGCAUUACUCACACGACUGACACAAGGACUUUUCUGCAUGCAUCUGACCGAAAUUACAGCCUGACCUGGACGUAUCAGGCCGUAAUUACGUACAGAGUUCAGUCCAAAGAGUCCCGGUGUGAGCAUGCAUAUGCCUGUGUCCACCCCUGGUGGCAGGAAGGAAGUAAACGAGGAGAGCAUGCAGGAGAGUGAGGGGGACAUUGCUCACACGAGGACUCUUCUGCAUGUAUCUGACCGUAGUUACAGUGUGACAUGGAUGUAUCUGGCUGUAAUUACGUCCAGAGCUCAGUCGACGAAGUCCUAGGGUGAGCAUGUCUUGAGCCCACGCCUGGUGGCAGGAAGGAAGUGAGUGAGGAGCAUCCGGGAGACUGAGGGGGGCAUUACUCACACAAGGACUUUUCUGCAUGUAUCUGACCGGAAUUACAGCUUGACCUGGACGUACCUGGCUGUAAAUACGUCCAGAGCUCGGUCGAAAACGUCCUAAGUGUGAGCAUGUCUGUGUCCACAGCUCCGGAGCACAUGCAUUACCAUGAUUAAUAGAUAGGACUGCGAGCGACGAAUUUGAGGACUUUGCUGGAUGCAUCUGACUGGAAUUACAGCCUGAGCUGGAUGUAUCUGACCUGAAUUACGUCCCGAGCUCGGUUGAAAAAGUAAGGAAAUGGGAGAGACAAACUAGCAAAUGAUAGUACGUCAAUAUGCUUUCUAGGGGGAUAAAGGCCCUCGCUGCACGGUACACGAAACGAGAAAGAAACAUGUGCAUCUGCCCACAGAAGGUGGCAAAAUACAUUCACUACUGUGUAUGCUAAACGGAUGAAUCAGUCCAUUUUCUGUGGCUAGAUUUUUGUUUCCUGUGUGGUGCGGCGAGGCCCAAAGUUAGGAAACGCAUCAUAUGGACUGUUUGAGCGGGGGCAUGACGUUCUUCCUGAAUUCGACGCCACGGAGCUGAUGCCGGAAAAAUGUCAGGCUGGAAGAGUGAAAGCGUGACGUGUGGGAGAAUUGGGAGAGGGAGGGACCGAGAGUAGAGAACUGGUAAUAGUAUUCAUCAGUUCC
Molecule: messenger RNA, 4092 nt
Organism: Chara braunii
Lineage: Eukaryota; Viridiplantae; Streptophyta; Charophyceae; Charales; Characeae
Source: the annotation of a GenBank genome assembly